Molecule: messenger RNA, 1752 nt
Organism: Cynara cardunculus var. scolymus (artichoke)
Lineage: Eukaryota; Viridiplantae; Streptophyta; Magnoliopsida; Asterales; Asteraceae
Product: F-box protein CPR1-like
Exons: 2
Coding region: 469-1590 (373 amino acids)
Molecular function (GO): protein binding
Source: RefSeq, a predicted model, not a curated record
GAAACUUGGUACUGAGGACUGUCAGUGCUUGGAACCUUGGUGAUGAUAAUGGCUGGUUUGUAAGUUUUUGUUCUUUUUCACGCUGUUGAGAUAUAGGUAGAUGGAAAUUGCUCGUAUUAUCAUGAUGAUUUCUAGAUUACAGAAUUAAUUGGUGAAAAACCAUCAUAACUACGCUUAUAGAUCGAAUUUGUUCAUGGAUUCCUUGGCUAGUGCCUUUUUGUAAAUGGCCCUCUUACUUGGUAAGUAUGUAAUGUUAAAUGGAGUCACCAAGCACGCGUAGUAAAGUUUCAUAGUCAUCACGGUAAAAGAAAUAUCUCGAAGCGGUAAUGUUUCAGUAAAAAAUUCCAGAGCCGUGAUUUAUCUAUAUACGAGUACCAUUCAUUGAUAAAUCUAGCAUAAAAAAAAUCUUCCAUUCUAACACCCCCCUUUUUUUCCUCGCAAGAACCAAUCGCCGAACCUAGGGUUUCGAUGGCAUAUCUUCCGCCGGAAAUCCUCGAGCAAAUACUGAUAAGAUUGAAGGUGAGGGAUCUGAUCCGAUGCAAAUCUGUGUGCAAGUCUUGGUUAUCUUUGAUCUCUGACCCUUGUUUUAUCAAGGCCCAUCUAAAGCAUAGCUAUGAGCGUGAUCGCAAUGAUGAAAAAAUUGGAGAAAGGAGAAUUGUUAUGUCUAAAUAUCGCGGUUUCAAUAUCUAUGAAACGUUUGAUGUUGAUGAAGGGUUGUAUGACUUUUAUAAGCUCCAUAUGCUCGGAUCUUCUGAUGGUCUGGUAUGCGUCUCCCCUUCCGAUAAUGAAGUUCUAGUAGUUAAUCCUUCAACUAGAGAAGUUAAAAAACUAACUACUCCCCAAAUUCCUGAACCCGGACAUCUGUGCUGGGGAUUUGGUUAUGAUGCAUCCACAGAUGAUUACAAGGUUGUAUUAGGGUCUAUGAUACGUGAGAAACUAACGUAUUUUCAAGUGUUUAGUUUGAGAUCUAAUACGUGGAAGGUUAUUGGAUGGAUAGAUUAUAUUUUCCUAAGUAGGAUGGGUAUCUUAUGCGAGGGGGCGCUUCAUUGGCUUGCAUAUCGCCCUUCAUCUGGAAUUAAGUAUGCAAUUCUUUCUUUUAGUUUGUCCGAGGAGAAGUUUGUGGAAAUCCCCCAACCUGUUGAUGUGAGCUACCAGUCUCGUCUUGGUCAACAAUCAUGUAUGCGUUUGGGGACUAUCGAAGGUUGUUUAUGCGCAUUUCGAUAUGAAAAUCUUCCAAAUGACAUAUGGGUAUUGAAGGGGAACAACGGGAAGCAGUCUUGGGAGAUAUUUAGAUCUGAACGUGAGGUUAAGCGCGAAGUUGUGCACACCAUAAAACAAUUGAGGUAUUACAUUCCAAAUAAAAAUACUUUUUGCUAUGAACCAUAUGUACUCCGAAGUGCAGUGUUUCUUGGGAGCUCUACAUUUGUAGAAAGUCUGGUAUCUCCCCAUUUUCACAGGAGACCAAGGAGGAGGCAGGCAGCGAAUACCAUGAGGCGUUCUCGGGUGAAUUCAAAUAAUUACGGGUAUGAUGUUCCCCCUGCCGAUGACGGUUCCAUUUCUGGUGCCGGUGCACAGAGUUCGAUGAUGUAGAAGCUGUCAAGUUGACAGAGCCUUGCCAUGUUAACCUUCCUUGCUGCUUUUGAAAACCCUUGCUCUUGGUUUUUGUGUGUUUAAAGAUUUUCAAAGUGUGUUAUAAAGAUUGUUACUUUGUUGAACCCUUGUGUUUGUGCUUGAUGGUAUUAAGCCCUUUGC